CAAGAUACACGAAUGUGAUUCUGGAAAAAUAAUAAAGAUAUUUUAAUUGCAAGAGGCCCCAGCAGGAAUCAUCUGGUCUGGAUCGGCACAAACAUGGAGAAGGAAAGAGGAAAAAGAAGAGCUGCUUCUGAAAUGCGCCCCCCUGUGGGGUGUAAGAGAAGGAGCACUGAGAGUGUCCUGAUGGAGAGAGCAGACUCCCCUGUACCCAGCAGUGUGAUGCCGUCCCCAUUGUAUGAAUUAUAUUUAUACCAUGAGGGUUUGAUUCCUCUCACUGCCCACAGUGUCCUGAUGAAGAGAGCAGACUCCCCUGUACCCAGCUGUGUUUCCCUGAAGAGUGACAGGUCAAUGGGAAAUCCACCCCACUUCAGUGAGGGACCUUUUCCUACUGAUCAAAGAGACGAAAUGGAAGAAUGCAGUUCAAAUCUACAUGAUAAAUCAGGUUUAUCAUCCAUAUCGAAGUCACUAGAGGAAAAAGCCGUAAAGUUCCUAAAAGAUGAGCUGAAGAAGUUUGUGAGGUAUCUAGAUCAGAAUUACCCAGAAUUCUCUGAGCCUCCGCUUGAGGACGACAAUGACCUAGACAGUGAUGGUCGGAUGCAGAAGAGCUGUGGUAGAGAGGGAGCUCUGAAGAUCACAUUAUACAUCCUGAGGACCAUGAAGCAAAAUGAUCUCGCUGACAUGCUGGAGAAGAGACAGCUCAUGCUGCAAUAUUUGCACAGAAUCAAAAGUAACCUGAAGCAGAAAUGUGAGUGUGUAUUUGAAGGGAAAGCUAAGGAAGGACAGCCAACACUUCUCAGUGAGAUUUACACAGAACUCUACAUAACUGAAGGUGGGACUGGAGGAGUCAAUGAUGAGCAUGAAGUGAGACAGAUUGAAACAGCAUCCAAGAAAAGGCGAACAGAAGAUACUACAGUCAAGUGCAAUGAUAUAUUUAAACCUUUAUGUGGGCGUAAGACACCUAUCAGAACUGUACUCACUAAAGGGGUGGCAGGUAUCGGGAAAACAGUCUCUGUGCAGAAAUUUAUUCUCGACUGGGCAGAAGGAAAAGCAAACCAGAAUGUUCACUUCAUAUUUACUCUUCCUUUCCGGGACCUGAAUUUGAUUAAGAAGGAAUACAGUCUGAUUGAACUGCUUCACCACUUUGUCCCGGAACUGAAAUCAAUUCAAUCCACUGAGCUGUUUAGGUACAAAGUCUUGUUCAUCUUUGAUGGUCUGGAUGAGUGUCGCCUUCCUCUAAAUUUUCAGAACAAUGGGAGCUGGUUGGAUGAAACAAAGAAAACGUCACUGGAUGUGCUGUUGACUAACCUCAUUAAGGGGAAUCUGCUGCAAUCUGCUCUCCUCUGGAUAACCUCCCGGCCAGCAGCAGCCAAUCAGAUACCUCCUGACUGCAUCCACCGAGUGACCGAGAUACGAGGGUUCAGUGAUGCCCAGAAAGAGGAGUAUUUCAGGAGGAGAUUCAGUGAUGAGAGCCUGGCCAGCAGGAUUAUCACACAUGUGAAAUCAUCAAGGAGCCUCUUCAUCAUGUGCCACAUACCUGUGUUCUGCUGGAUUUCAGCCACUGUCCUUGAGAGGCUUUUUAGUGAGACUGACAGGGGAGAAAUUCCAAAGACUCUGACUGAAAUGUACACACACUUCCUGAUCUUUCAGUCGAGUUUGAAAAAUGACAAGUAUAUGAAAAAUGAUGAAACCAAGCAUAUUGAAUACAGCAAUGAAUUCCUUUUGAAACUUGGUAAACUGGCUUUUGACAACCUUGAGAAAGGCAAUCUCAUAUUUUAUGAGCAAGAUCUGACAGAGAAUGGCAUUGAUGUCACUGAAGCUUCAGUUUACUCUGGACUGUGCACAGAAGUCUUUAAAGAGGAAUAUGGGCUGUAUGAGGAGAAGGUGUACUGCUUUGUGCAUCUGAGCAUCCAGGAGUAUCUCGCUGCUUUAUAUGUGUUUCUGUCAAAGAAGACUGUGUUUCUGCUGAAGACUGCAGUGGAUCAGGCAUUAGAGAGCAAGAAUGGACACUUGGACCUCUACCUCCGCUUCCUACUGGGCCUCUCAACAGACUCCAGUAAGACUCUGUUACAAAGGCUACUGGGAAAAACAAAAACCAGCUCACAUAACAUUAAGGAAACAGACCAACACUUACAUCUAUCCAAUAUCUGUACCGACGUGUCCUGUUCAGGGCCAUGGGGGUUCAAAGCUUGUCCCCAAAGCAAUGAGUACAUGGCAGAGAAUUUUUUGAGUUCUGACUCAGAAUCUGACCUAGAAUGGGGUGCCAACCAUUCACCGAGUCAUUACAUCAAGGAGAAAAUAAAGGAGAAUUUAUCUCCAGAAAGGACCAUCAACCUAUUCCACUGUCUGACAGAGCUGGGUGACAAUUCUCUAGUAGAAGAAGUACAAAGAUACCUGAAUUCAGGAAGACUUUCAGCAGAAGACCUCUCACCUGCACAGUACUCAGCUCUGGCCUUUGUGAUGCUGAUGUCAGAUGAGGAGCUGGAUGUGUUUGAUCUGAAGAAAUACAUCAGAUCAGAUAAUCAGCACUGGAGGCUGCUGCCUGUGGUCAAGAACUCCAGGACGGCUCUGCUGAACAGCUGUAAUCUCACAAAGAAAUGCAGUGAGGCGCUGGCUUCAGCUCUCAGAUCAAACUCCUCACCCCUGAGAGAGCUGGACCUGAGUGACAAUGACCUGCAGGAUUCAGGAGUGAAGCUGCUCUCUGCUGUACUGGAGGAUUCACAUUGUAAGCUGGAGAUACUGAGGCUGAACAGCUGUUAUCUCACAGAGAAAUGCUGUGAGGUGCUGGCUUCAGCUCUCAGAUCAAACUCCUCACACCUGAGAGAGCUGGACCUGAGCUACAAUCACACUGGAGACUCAGGAGUGAAGCUGCUCUCUGCUGGACUGGGGGAUUCACACUGUAAGCUGGAGAUACUGAGGCUGAACAGCUGUAACCUCACAGAGAAAUGCUGUGAGGUGCUGGCUUCAGCUCUCAGAUCAACCUCCUCACACCUGAGAAAGCUGGACCUGAGUGACAAUGACCUGCAGGAUUCAGGAGUGAAGCUGCUUUCUGCUGGACUGGGGGAAUCACACUGUAAGCUGGAGAUACUGAGGCUGUCAGGCUGUAGAGUCACAGAAGAAGGCUGUUCUUCCCUGGCUUCAGCUCUGCGGUCAAACCCCUCACACCUGAGAGAGCUGGACCUGAACUACAAUCACCCAGGAGACUCAGGAGUGAAGCUGCUCUCUGCUGUACUGGAGGAUCCCAGCUGUAAACUGGAGAAGCUGAAGCUGAACCGCUGUAAUCUCACAGAGAAAUGCUGUGAGGUGCUGGCUUCAGCUCUCAGAUCAAACUCCUCACGCCUGAGAGAGCUGGACCUGAGUGACAAUAACCUGCAGGAUUUAGGAGUGAAGCUGCUCUCUGCUGGACUGGGGGAUUCACACUGUAAACUGGAGAUACUGAGGCUGUCAGGCUGUAGAGUCACAGAAGAAGGCUGUUCUUCCCUGGCUUCAGCUCUGAGGUCAAACCCCUCACACCUGAGAGAGCUGGACCUGAGCUACAAUCACCCAGGAGACUCAGGAGUGAAGCUGCUCUCUGCUGUACUGGGGGAUUCACACUGUAAGCUGGAGAUACUGAGGCUGAACAGCUGUAAUCUCACAAAGAAAUGCUGUGAGGCGCUGGCUUCAGCUCUCAGAUCAAACUCCUCACAUCUGAGAGAGCUGGACCUGAGUGACAAUGACCUGCAGGAUUCAGGAAUGAAGCUGCUUUCUGCUGGACUGUGGGAUUCACACUGUAAGCUGGAGAUACUGAGGCUGAACAGCUGUAAUCUCACAAAGAAAUGCUGUGAGGCGCUGGCUUCAGCUUUCAGAUCAAACUCCUCACAUCUGAGAGAGCUGGACCUGAGUGACAAUGACCUGCAGGAUUCAGGAGUGAAGCUGCUCUCUGCUGGACUGGGGGAUUCACACUGUAAACUGGAGAUACUGAGGCUGAACAGCUGUAAUCUCACAGAGAAAUGCUGUGAGGCGCUGGCUUCAGCUUUCAGAUCAAACUUCUCACAUCUGAGAGAGCUGGACCUGAGUGACAAUGACCUGCAGGAUUCAGGAGUGAAGCUGCUCUCUGCUGGACUGGGGGAUUCACACUGUAAACUGGAGUUACUGAGGCUGAACAGCUGUAAUCUCACAAAGAAAUGCUGUGAGGCGCUGGCUUCAGCUCUCAGAUCAAACUCCUCACCCCUGAGAGAGCUGGACCUGAGUAACAAUGACCUGCAGGAUUCAGGAAUGAAGCUGCUCUCUGCUGGACUGGGGGAUUCACACUGUAAACUGGAGAUACUGAGGCUGUCAGGCUGUAGAGUCACAGAAGAAGGCUGUUCUUCCCUGGCUUCAGUUCUGAGGUCAAACCCCUCACGCCUGAGAGAGCUGGACCUGAGCUACAAUCACCCAGGAGACUCAGGAGUGAAGCUGCUCUCUGCUGUACUGGAGGAUCCCAGCUGUAAACUGGAGAAGCUGAAGCUGUCAGGCUGUAGAGUCACAGAAGAAGGCUGUUCUUCCCUGGCUUCAGCUCUGAGGUCAAACCCCUCACACCUGAGAGAGCUGGACCUGAGCUACAAUCACCCAGGAGACUCAGGAGUGAAGCUGCUCUCUGCUGUACUGGGGGAUUCACACUGUAAGCUGGAGAUACUGAGGCUGAACCACUGUAAUCUCACAAAGAAAUGCAGUGAGGUGCUGGCUUCAGCUCUCAGAUCAAACUUCUCACACCUGAGAGAGCUGGACCUGAGUGACAAUGACCUGCAGGAUUCAGGAGUGAAGCUGCUCUCUGCUGGACUGGGGGAUUCACACUGUAAACUGGGGAUACUGAGGCUGAACAGCUGUAAUCUCACAAAGAAAUGCUGUGAGGCGCUGGCUUCAGCUCUCAGAUCAAACUCCUCACCCCUGAGAGAGCUGGACCUGAGUGACAAUAACCUGCAGGAUUUAGGAGUGAAGCUGCUCUCUGCUGGACUGGGGGAUUCACACUGUAAACUGGAGAUACUGAGGCUGUCAGGCUGUAGAGUCACAGAAGAAGGCUGUUCUUCCCUGGCUUCAGCUCUGAGGUCAAACCCCUCACACCUGAGAGAGCUGGACCUGAGCUACAAUCACCCAGGAGACUCAGGAGUGAAGCUGCUCUCUGCUGUACUGGGGGAUUCACACUGUAAGCUGGAGAUACUGAGGCUGAACCACUGUAAUCUCACAAAGAAAUGCAGUGAGGUGCUGGCUUCAGCUCUCAGAUCAAACUUCUCACACCUGAGAGAGCUGGACCUGAGUGACAAUGACCUGCAGGAUUCAGGAGUGAAGCUGCUCUCUGCUGGACUGGGGGAUUCACACUGUAAACUGGGGAUACUGAGGCUGAACAGCUGUAAUCUCACAGAGAAAUACUGUGAGGUGCUGGCUUCAGCUCUCAGAUCAAACUCCUCACCCCUGAGAGAGCUGGACCUGAGUCACAAUGACCUGCAGGAUUCAGGAGUGAAGCUGCUCUCUGCUGGACUGGGGGAUUCACACUGUAAACUGGAGUUACUGAGGCUGAACAGCUGUAAUCUCACAGAGAAAUGCUGUGAGGUGCUGGCUUCAGCUCUCAGAUCAAACUCCUCACCCCUGAGAGAGCUGGACCUGAGUAACAAUGACCUGCAGGAUUCAGGAAUGAAGCUGCUCUCUGCUGGACUGGGGGAUUCACACUGUAAACUGGAGAUACUGAGGCUGUCAGGCUGUAGAGUCACAGAAGAAGGCUGUUCUUCCCUGGCUUCAGUUCUGAGGUCAAACCCCUCACGCCUGAGAGAGCUGGACCUGAGCUACAAUCACCCAGGAGACUCAGGAGUGAAGCUGCUCUCUGCUGUACUGGAGGAUCCCAGCUGUAAACUGGAGAAGCUGAAUGUGGACCAUAGUGGACAGUGCAGGACCAGACCAGGCGUACAGAAAUACUCCUGCCAGCUGACGCUGGACCCCAACACAGCACACAGACACCUGUCUCUGUCAGGGGGGAACAGGAAGGUGACACGGGGGGCAGAGGAGCAGCCAUAUCCUGAUCAUCCAGAGAGAUUUGAUCACUGCCCCCAAGUUCUGUGCAGAGAGAGUCUGACUGGCCGCUGUUACUGGGAGGCUGAGUGGGAUGGAGAUGGAGCCUGGAUAGGAGUGACUUAUAAAGGGAUCAGGAGGAAAGGAGGGAGUGACUGUUGGCUUGGAGACAAUGACAAGUCAUGGUGUCUGUGGUGUAAACCUGACAGUUACUCUGUCUGGCACAAUAAUAAACAGACUCUCAUACCCAUACGGCCCUCAGGCUCCCGCAGAGUAGGAGUGUAUCUGGACUGGGGGGCUGGUGCUCUGUCCUUCUACAGAGUCUCCUCUGAUGGACUGACCCUCCUGUACAGACUCACCUCCUCAUUCACUGAGUCCCUCUAUCCAGGGUUUUAUGUUUAUAAAAACUCCUCAGUGUCACUGUGACGUGUUGCUGGUUCUCCUGGCAAAAAGGUCAAAUCUCUGCUUUUUAACCUUUUUAGUACUUUUUACUCUGAAAUGUAUAUUUGACAGAAAUAAGUUUUUCUCUCACUAAAGUGUAACUAACUGUAAUCCUGAUGAGUGGGGGGGGGGCUUUCCCCCUCCCCUGUAUAUGUACAUUUUAUAUAUUUACACCUAUUUACUGUAUUUCCUCCCUGUACAAUGACAAUAAAGACUUUCUGUUCUGUCCUA
Molecule: messenger RNA, 6684 nt
Organism: Brienomyrus brachyistius
Lineage: Eukaryota; Metazoa; Chordata; Actinopteri; Osteoglossiformes; Mormyridae
Product: NACHT, LRR and PYD domains-containing protein 12-like
Exons: 27
Coding region: 94-6438 (2114 amino acids)
Molecular function (GO): protein binding
Source: RefSeq, a predicted model, not a curated record